Molecule: messenger RNA, 1883 nt
Organism: Mangifera indica (mango)
Lineage: Eukaryota; Viridiplantae; Streptophyta; Magnoliopsida; Sapindales; Anacardiaceae
Exons: 2
Coding region: 262-1134 (290 amino acids)
Source: RefSeq, a predicted model, not a curated record
UGCUCUCUCACACACACCAACUUACUUGUCGCUCCAUAAACAGUCUAAAGAGUGGAUGCUCCAAUCUCUUAAACCCGAGUGAAAAUUCUGAGGCAAAGCUGGAAGCUGUUGCAUUUAUUCCCUGUAAGUUUCUUUGGAGACCAAAGUUUGAAAUUUUUGUCGGGGUAGUUUGUGUAAUUUGAAUUUUGUUCAGAUAUGUGAAAGCUAGUAAGUAGUAGUUGAAAUUGACUUUAAUUUGAGUGUUUUGUAGUUUAAACCGAAAUGGGGUUGUUAAUUAUGAUGAAUGGCCAAAUGGGUAUUUCUAGUUUUGUAAAAAAUGAGACUUUUACCUUAGAUUAUUGGUGUCAAGGGUUUCCAUUAUUGAAAUCUUGCAAACCCCUUUUUGGUGCUCAUUUGAAGAGUAAGAAUCUGAAAAGGGUUAGAUGUGUUGUUGUGAGGAAGAGUUGUUGUGGGAGAAUUUAUGCUGUGGUGAAAGAACAGUCUGAUAAGAGGGUGCUUGGAAGUGAAGGUGGGGCUAUUGAGAAUGAGUUUGAGUUUAAGCCAUCUUUUAGUGAGUAUUUGAAGUCUAUGGAGUCAGUUAAAAGUAACCAAGGGAUGCAACAAGCUAGUAAGUUGGGUAGAGAUAGAAUGAGGGAUGCUUUAAAGGGAAAGUAUAUGUCAAAAACAGUGUCUUUGGGGAGAGAUGAUGAAACAGUUAAAUUGAUGGAUAAAAAAGCAAUUUCAAAAGAUGUUGGGUGUGAAGAGUUGGAUGGAAAUGGUGAUGGAGUAGGUCUGGGUGAAGGUGCCGAUAGAGGUGAGUUUCAUCAUGAGGGGAACGUAAUUAGAAAGACAAAGGAUAAAUUUAGUGGCAACAAGAGCUGGGUAGAUGCGAAGGUGAAGAGGACAUUGAAAGGGGAGAUAGAUGGUAGAAGAGGGUUGCAUUAUCAAAAUAAUACUAUGGAGCCAGAGUUAAAAGGCUCUUAUGCUUUGAAGGGAAAGUAUAUGUCAAAAAUAGCAGCUUUGGGGAGAGAUGAUGAAAAGUUUAAAUUGAUGGAUCAGAAAGUGAUUUCGGAAGAUGUUAGGUGUGAAGAGUUGGGUAGAAAUGGUGAUGGAGUAGCUCGGGGUGAAGGUGCGGACAGAGGUAAGUUUCAUUGAGAGGGGAGAUUAAUUAGAAAGUCAAAGGAUAAAUUUAGUGGCAAUGAGAGCUGGGUAGAUGUGAAGGUGAAGAGGACAUUGAAAGGAGAGACAACAGUUAGAAGAUGGUCACGUUAUCAAAAUAAUACUAUAGAACCAGAGUUAAAAGACUGUUAUUCUGAUAAGGGUAAAAAGUUAUAGAAAGCACGAGAUAAUCCUGUGGUAUUGCUUGAUGAUAGUCGGAGUGCUAGUAGUGGUAAUAUAACAGCAGACCUAGUUCAUGGCAAAAUUUCCUCAGAAAUGUUUGAAACAAAAGGGGAAAACUUUGAAAAGGACAAAGUUGCUGCUAGAAGCCAUGUUGUGAGGAAUCACAUCCAAGUUCAGAAAACUACUGAUGGUGAAUAUCGGCAGAGGAGUGAAAAAUUAACUUAUAGCAGAAAGUGCUUCCCUGAAAAAGAUGAUGACAGAAGUUGGGAGAUGGAAAAAGCUGCCUUCAAGUUUGUGGAAGAAGGAAAUGAUUUUAUGGACAAGCCAAGAGUUGCACGGGUGCAUAUGGAGGAGAGAAUUCAGAAACUAGCAAGGCAGUAUAGCCUCACUUCAGCCAAGUCACCUCCAAACAAUAUCUCACAACAACUCAAGCACACGUCAACAAGCAAUACACAACAAUGGUUUUUCCAGCAAAUAAGCAGAAACAUGUAUCAAUGGAAGGAAUGGAAAAUAUGUAUUGUAUUGACUGAUAUUCAAUAAAGUUACAUAAUCAUUUCUCAAUA